AUGGCGAUGAUGAUGACUGGCCGUGUGCUGCUGGUGUGUGCCCUCUGCGUGCUGUGGUGCGGUGUCGGCGGAGGCGGAUGCACUGAGGGUCAGCUACCUGAUGUCGGCCCACCUGUUAAUCCUGCGAGUGGUGCUGGAGUUACCCACAAUCCUGUCGAUCAUACGGUGCCUGAUGGAGCGGGAAAACAUUCCGCAGAGCAAACACAGCUGAACAACGUUGAGGGUUCCGCAUCAAGGGAAGUGUCAUUGGAAGCUCCUUUGCAGCCUGUAUCAACAACACAGCAGACACCAUCCAGCUCCGAGCCUACGGAUUCACUGACAAAUUCACAAUCAUCGGGCGGAAAGCGGCAAGAUGUACAACACGAAGGUCCACCAGGAAGGCCGGGGACUUCACCCAGUCAAGAGGACAAUACGAAAGUAUCAAAUGGAAAUCAACAGAGUAUUGAUCCGCCAUCUCCUUCAGGUAACGACGAUGUUGUCAGCAGUAAUAGUGGGGAACGCACAGAAGAUACUCCGGGGAGUACUGAAACUUUUGAUGCCGCACCGUCAGAAGAGGGGCAGGAACGUGAAAAUGUCACUCCUUUCUUGGAACAACCUCGGGAAACUUCCACAGCCGCACCCGCCGUUACCACUCAAACAAGUUCCACUACACCGACUGACGUUGGUGAGAGCAGCACCGUCAAAAUGAGUGAGGCAUCACCCCAAUCAACAGGAACCGCCAACACAAAUGAUACGACGACAAAGAUUGGCGACAGUGACGGCAGCACCGCGGCCUUCCACACCACCUCCCCUCUUUUGCUUCUUAUUGUUGUUGCGUGUGCGGCUGCUGCUGCGGUGGUGGCCGCGUGA
Trypanosoma cruzi is the source of this 849-nucleotide messenger RNA. Its product is annotated as mucin-associated surface protein (MASP), putative. The coding region runs from base 1 to 849 and encodes 282 amino acids. The record is from RefSeq and is a predicted model, not a curated record. The transcript has a single exon. Lineage: Eukaryota; Euglenozoa; Kinetoplastea; Trypanosomatida; Trypanosomatidae.